Messenger RNA from Drosophila willistoni, 1891 nucleotides. RefSeq lists its product as uncharacterized. Lineage: Eukaryota; Metazoa; Arthropoda; Insecta; Diptera; Drosophilidae. Bases 131 to 1489 code for a protein of 452 amino acids. The transcript has 6 exons. The record is from RefSeq and is a predicted model, not a curated record.
UUACAACACUUGCUGUUUCCAACCCCACUCUAUCCCGCUCAAUUUCAUCAGCUGUAUAAUUUAUCUAUUAUAAAUAGAAUCGUUUGUUUAUAUUUUGUCCAAUUUGCGGUUGUCAACAAGCAUUUACACAAUGCGGGUGAACUUCUUGUUAAGCUUUCUGUUAUUUUUAACUCCAACUGUCUGGUGUCAAAGUGGCCAAAAUGACGGAGAAUCAUGGAUUGAUCCCCAUGUUGCGUGGUCGGACUGGGCCCUUACGGAUUCGAAUGCAGAUACAUGUCAAUGCCAGGCAACUCCAGAGUCAAUAGCUGCCAUAGAGGAUGCAGUGGCCUUGACGUAUUUUAAAAAAUUUGUCAAAUUACUAUUUCAACGACAGCGUCUACAGUUCGAUGCUACGUCGACGCUUUACAAACGCUCGCUUUUGUUUAGCUUAUUUCCGGACCAGUUGGAGCAACUGGAGGCAGUGGAAGAUGCCCGGGAUCUUGAUAUAAUAUUAAUGAGGAUAUUGGAGAAUGCGGAAGCGGCACCAUUGUUUCCCGGUGGGAAUGGUUGCUCUUAUACGUACUUCUCUUGGCUUCCGGAUAUUUUCACCGAUUUUAUACAAUUAACUAAACACUCCGAGGUUCGACUUUUGUUGAAAUUGCUAAUAAUAGGUGUUGUCGCCUGGUUGACAAACAAACGUUACGGCGUCGGAGCUCUUACUCUAACUAUAUGUGGAAUAUUUUUCUAUGGCUACUUUAUUACUUAUUUAGAAUGUAACAAGAAACUAGAAGUCGAUGCCAUGAUUGACAUGAUAGACAACAGCCAAAAGUUAGAUUCCUCUUCGCUGUCUUGGGGCUCACGUGCCUGGAAUUAUUUCUUUCAAGAAUCCGAAAUAGACCAACAAAAGGCCAGAUUAAGAAAAUCGGCGAAACUGAAUAUGAGUGAAUGCAGAUUAGAUUAUGUUUUAAUCAUGUACCUAAAUGAUUUGUUUCUCAAGCAAUUGGAAAUGUUGUUGGAGAAGGUAACACAAACCAUGUCAAAACUAUCGUCUGAAAUGCCAUUCCCAUUUAAUUUAAUAGCCCCAUUCGCUUUGGUGGCUUUGGUGGGCUACAUUGUGAAACUAACUUUUAAGUAUGUCAUUAGUCCAAAGGUUUGGAUAAAGAUGCGACACAGUUCGCCACCAGCUCCAGCUCCUCAUCAACUUCAGCCGCAACACAACGAAGCCUUGGGCGAUCGUUUGUCGGGCGAAAAUCUUAAAAUGUUACUUAAUGCAAUCAAUGUGACAAGUACUCAGCAAUCGAGUCAACUACCUGCUGUUUCAGGAGUGCAAGAUAUAUUAGAUGGUCCAUCUCCACUGGCCAUAGAAAAUAAAGCGAAAGCAAGCAACGAAAAGCUGAAUAGCAGCAAAGAUAGCGACACAUCUGUUAAAAAUUCAGCACAGGAUGCUGGUUUUACGCUAAUCGAUGAUCCUGAUAAUGAUCAUAGUGAUGAUAAUAUUGAUAAUCUUUAGCGCUUCCUAUAUUUUUUUUUUUUAAAUAGUAAUCGUGGUGAUUUUUUAACACUUAAUUGGCUAUUAUAGAAUUAGUAAGUUUUCCUUGUUUUUUUUUUAUCAUAGUUAAAGUUUCUUUAUUUAAAUUAUUUUGCGUGUAAGUUAUGCUCUUGUUGCACGAUAAUUAUUAUAUAAGUUAAAUCUCCAACAAUAAGAUUCUUAGGCCUCUGUUACAAUUAUCUGAUAUAUUGUUGUUAUUAUGCUUUGUCGUCGGCCUUUUUCAAAAAUUUGUAUAUAUAUAUUUUAUACCAUUAUGUAUUCUGUUGAACUUUAUUAUUUACAGAGUUAUCGCUCAUUGAGCGACCUUUUCGUGAGUUGCAGAAUAAUUAAAUGUAAGCAAUAAUUAAAUAUUCAUUUUAAAUA